AUGGUCUACAAAGACUGUAACUUCAUUUUUACCAUUGAUGUCAAUGACGAUGGUCUUGGUAGUGCAGUUGGGGAAGCAAAAGCUCUUCAUCCUUCAACGGCAAAUAAGACCAAUCUGGAAGUCGCAAAGGUGUUAACGCUCAUUGAUCCGAGAAAGCCUUGGCCGGAAGCAGUGAAUGUUCAGUUUGAUUCUGGUGAUAUCAUGAGGAUUCUCGUUUCCAGCCCUUGGAUGCCUCCAGUUUGCUCUUUCUGCAAGGAGAUUGGCCACAGUGUGAGAAGAUGUGCCUCUGCUCUGGUUUCCUGUACUUCUUGUAAAUCAACAGCUCAUUCCACUGCAAAUUGUACAAGAGUGAAACCUGUUGAAAUCUUGAUUUAG
Molecule: messenger RNA, 375 nt
Organism: Microthlaspi erraticum
Lineage: Eukaryota; Viridiplantae; Streptophyta; Magnoliopsida; Brassicales; Brassicaceae
Source: the annotation of a GenBank genome assembly